GGGCCCAGUCGUAGCGGGGUCGUGGCAUGAAGCUCCCGAGGUACUGCCUCUUCGGGGACACCCGUCAACACACCGCCUCGAGAAUGCAGACGAACAGCCAGGUGGGCAAGAUCCACAUCAGUGAGAUAUGCUCCAAACAUCUCGAGAAGUUCAACUUCCUCACGACAUUUCGGGGAAAGUUGCAGAUUAAGGGCAAGGGCGAGAUGAACACGUACUGGCUGGAGGGAAGGAAGGAGAGUGCCAAGUCCUCGUGGAAGUGAUGGAGGAAGAGCCUUUCCAGGUGCCUCAUCCCCGAGGGCGUCCCGGAGAGGUAUUCCCCUUCAGCGGGCGUUGACGGAGGGGCGGCGGCAGGGGCGGCGGCGGGGGCGGCGGCGGCGACGGCGGUGGCGGGAUUCUGUCGUCCGUGAGAGGUUUCGGGUCGCUGGUGGAAAGG
Messenger RNA from Penaeus vannamei (Pacific white shrimp), 433 nucleotides. Lineage: Eukaryota; Metazoa; Arthropoda; Malacostraca; Decapoda; Penaeidae. The record is from RefSeq and is a predicted model, not a curated record.